CCCUCCUCCCCUUUUCCAUCUUGCAAAGAAAAUAAAUCAGAGGGCCUGCACUUCUCUCCCAUGGCCCAUAGGAAUAUCGUUAGAGCGAUGCACAGUCGCAGCGGAAUGAAUUAACAGCAGGAUUUCUUGGGAGAUUUGCGUCAGAGGUGAUGAACAGUCUGCUUCGCCUGCUCUCUCCCCAGGACGCCAGAAAGAAGUGAUCUUUCUCUUCUCCCCUCUUCUUCUCCUCCACCGAGGAGGAGAGAGAGGACUAUUUAAGGGCACUUUCCCCACCCCCAUCGCCGCCGGAUUUUGCUGUUAUGCGGUGAAUCCCUUCGCGUCAAUGGGCACAUCGGCUGCCGGAUGAACUAAAGAUUUGCAUUCUGAUGGAAUAGGGGGCGCUCCUGGUCGCGUUUCUUGGGAACCCAUCCAUGGCGGCCGGUGACAUGUCGAGCUCACCUUUCCCCGACUAGCUGUUGACCGGGGAGUGUUUCUUGGUCCCUGGGGUCCCUUGAGUUGUUGUUCGUUUAGGGCGUUGGGGAAAACCUGUGCGGCAGCUUAAGGUUUCCUAAUUCGUGGUUUCGAUGGCGCCGGUGGGGGGCGUUGUGGACAUCAGCUCCGAUGAGGAGGACUUUCUCAUCGGCGAUGCCCUUGCGCCCCUUGACCCCCACGGAUGGACGGCAGAUCUUUUCGAUGUGGUUGAUAAUGCAACCGGGGAGGAUUUCGAUGACCUCGUGAUUAUGAGUGAGAUAUCGGCUCCACCGGUACUGCAUCAGACAGCCAAACCUGAUGACCUCGUGGUUAUGAGUGAGUUAUCCUCCCCCCCUGUGCUGCAGAAGAAGGGCAAUGCUGAUGGUGAUUGUGACGAGGACGACGAUGACUGCGUGGUCCUAGAUGGUGACCCUGAUAAGGCGGUUAUUGUUGCCGAUGAGGGAAGCGCGAGAGAUGGCAGCUCGGAUGAAUUGCAGAUAGUUGCGGUGAAAGGCCCAAUACCAUGCAGGGACUUCCCUCAUUCACGCCAUUUAUGUUCAAACUUGCCCUUCAGCACUACUUCUCACGUGAAGCAUUGUGUCAUGUGCCACUGUUUUGUAUGUGACACUCAAGCUCCAUGCAAAUAUUGGGGUAACAGUACGUCAGCUAAUGAUCAUUGUCAUGCUACGGAUAAGGAGCCAAAAUGGAAACUAAUGAGGCAAGUAUUCAGGGGAUGCCUGCCAGCAUCUGGUCCAGAAAAACUCCAGAAUGACUUGUACUCAACAACAGUGUCGCCCAGGCAGCAACCUAUGCAGUGUCAUGCUGCAGUCCCUCAAUCACCUCCGUCUUCGGUAUUACAUGUUGGUUACCCUUCUCGUGCCAUCCAAAGUCCUCUUGUUAAUGAAAGGAGACAUAACCAACAAAGGCAUCACUCAGUAAGAGUCUCGCUGAGUGUAGGGGGAACAGUCAGUUCACCAAGAGCUGGAAGAGGUACUUGCAGUGCUCAUAUUGCUCAAAAUACUCAUUCACAUGCAAUUUUCAAAAGAGCAGGGGCUGUUUCUCCGGGCUUUGCAUCCCCAAAUGCUACUCAAUUUGGUUCUGCUGGUCCAGAUAAUUCCCUGAUGCACCAGGCAUUGCCACACGUAUCUCAGCCAGUUCAAGUUGCACCUGCAACCAAUGCUUUCACUGAAACUGCUCAGAGCAAUCCUUUCCAGAGAUCUUUCAGUGCACCAAUAGCAUAUCAGGUGCAGCAAGAUCAGCCAGCGGCAUAUUAUCAGGCUGCCACAAAUGGGAUGGAUGUCAUAGGGCCGCAACUUUCACGGUGCACCUCGCUGAUAACUGAGAGAACACAAUGCCUGCCAGAACCAGUAACAGAUGUUUGCACAAAAAGCUGGGAAGACAUACUUGCUACUGUGGCAUCUGAUCUGGGGGUGGCAGAUUACGAUAUCAGCACUGCAGAGUCUCCACAUGUAAUGACUGACUCUCAACCUGUGCAUUCCACAGCAAACCAGGGUUUCAGUCUCCAGCAUGAGUCUGUUGCAGCAAUGGAGAACUUGACGUCUUCUCAUAUGCAUGACUUAUCCGGUCACACAACAGGUGGCAAUGUUCAGGCAGAUCAUCCUCUGGAAACAGCAGAGAACUGGGACCAUCCGAUUGGUGGGAAUGAUUUUGUGAGUGCCCCUGCUGAUGUGUUAUCGGUAGAUGAAGCUACUCAUCAGCUUGCGGUGUCAAGGCUGGAGUCUACAGACAUACUGUUUGAGCUUGACUGGAGUUAAGCAGCGCCUGGCUGCCCUUGCAUUUCAUGGGUGGUAUGAACAAUAAAAUCGACGGCAUUGACGUGCCUCUCUCUAGGUUUCCUUCAGAGGAGACAGAGUACAUGUUCCUUGUACAGUAUGUAGAAUCUGUGGUAGAAGUGCCGUUGUUAGCAUGUCGCCAUGUCAGUCGAACUUGUGUCUUAGCCUCUUAGGCCUUAGAUAGUCAUGCCUCUUAGGGCCUAGAUGUUAACAGCUAUCUCCCCUGAAGUUGUGUGUGUGUGGGGGGGGGGGGGGGGGUGGCAGAUUUCAAUCCCGUACUGCUGGUGGAUAUAUCAAUGGUUCAUAAUCUGUUGCCAAAAUGCGUGUUCGAGGUAGUACCCUCACCCGUAGGUCUACCUUCUUACAAUCUGAACUUUUCAGGUACAAAUGGUUGAGUUGGAUAUCAAUUCCUUGGCUGCUGGAUGAUGUA
This is a messenger RNA of Panicum hallii, 2673 nucleotides long. RefSeq lists its product as uncharacterized. NCBI's taxonomy places the organism in Eukaryota, Viridiplantae, Streptophyta, Magnoliopsida, Poales, Poaceae. The coding region runs from base 564 to 2225 and encodes 553 amino acids. The transcript is spliced from 4 exons. The record is from RefSeq and is a predicted model, not a curated record.